Molecule: messenger RNA, 192 nt
Organism: Pyricularia pennisetigena
Lineage: Eukaryota; Fungi; Ascomycota; Sordariomycetes; Magnaporthales; Pyriculariaceae
Exons: 2
Coding region: 1-192 (63 amino acids)
Source: RefSeq, a predicted model, not a curated record
AUGGCGGUUAUAGUGGCCCAGAUCAAACGCAUAGCCGAGAUGGAGGUGCCGGAUGACGAAGAAGGCAACGGAAUCAACGACGAACUUAAGACGGGCCCGAACCUAGGAUUAUUCCCAAGGCAGAUCUCACCAGUUCCUGCGUUGCUACCACUCAAUCACUUGAGGUCGACAGGAGAAUUCUGGUGGAACUGA